AUGGAUGUCGGAGCAAACCGAUCGGAUGAGGAUAGGGAGGCAAGUGAAUUCCCCAAACUAGUGCUGCGAAUAGGAGAUUACUUCAAAUUCAUCAAGUUAACAGCUAGUAAUUUUAAUCAGUACCACAUUAUGCUGUUCUUUCUGCUCAGCAUCCGCAAGCAACAGAUGUUACCAAAUAUAAAACAUAUCCUGUGGUUGUAUUGUCUCUGUGAAGCUGCAUCUGCAACAGCCUCCAGCUCAUUAUCAAUAAUCAGACCAGUCACUGGAUCACUCUCAGGGAAGGUAAAUCUUCCCUGCUUCUUCUCCAUUACCCAAAACUCACCACCAGUUGUAACAGUCACAAGUCCCAAUGGAACAGCGGUUUAUAGCAGAGAUUACUUGCGGAUCAAAUGGACCAAACUUGUGGGAGAAGUAGAAUUCACAGUGCUGGUGGCACAAAAUGGGGUCAUCAAAGUAGGCUCCAGCUACAGGAACCGUGUAUCAGUGCCCAGUCACCCUGAGGAUGUCGGUGAUGCCUCAUUGACUGUGGUCAAGCUGCGUGCCAGUGAUGCAGGCACUUAUCGAUGCGAGGUCAUAUAUGGCAUUGGAGACACCCAGGAUACAGUUAACCUCGAUGUCAGUGGUGUUGUGUUUCACUACCGAGCAAACACUAGCAGGUAUACACUGAACUAUGACAAGGCUGUCCAAACUUGUCAAAACAUUGGAGCCACCAUAGCUACCUAUGACCAGCUGAAAGCAGCCUAUGAGGAUGGUUUUGACCAGUGUGAUGCUGGCUGGAUUGCUGACAAGACAGUGAGAUACCCAAUUACAAAGCCACGGAAGGGCUGUUAUGGUGACCUACACACUAAACCUGGUGUCAGGUCAUAUGGAAUCAGGAAACUGACGGAAACCUAUGAUGUAUACUGUUACGUAGACAAACUUGAUGGUGAAGUCUUCUAUGCUCCUGUGACCCAUAAGAUGACUUUUGAAGAGGCCAGUGAAGAGUGUAAGAAGACAAAUGCUGUCCUGGCAUCUCCUGGCCAGCUCCAUGCUGCCUGGCGACACGGCCUGGACAAAUGUGACUAUGGCUGGCUCUCUGAUGGCAGCGUACGGCAUCCUGUUGCAGUACCCAGAAUGCAGUGUGGUGGAGGCCUGCUUGGUGUCAGGACCAUGUACCGCUACAGAAACCAGACUGGCUUUCCAGAACCAACCAAGAAGCUUGGAGCAUACUGUUUUAAAGGAGUUCACUCAUGUAUAGAGAACAUUUGUCUGAAUGGAGGAACUUGCUACAAGACUGGAGGCAUCUAUACCUGUAGCUGUGCUCCUGGUUACAGUGGUGAUCGCUGUGAAAAAGAUAUUGACGAGUGCCAGUCAAACCCUUGCCGUAAUGGAGGCACAUGUGUUGAUGGGCUGGCUUCCUUCACAUGUGUGUGCCUCCCGAGCUAUUGUGGGCUAUUUUGUGAGCAAGAUACAGAAACAUGUGAAUAUGGCUGGCAUAAGUUUCAGGGCCACUGCUACAAGUACUUCCCUUACAGAAAAAACUGGGACACGGCAGAGAGAGACUGUCGCAUCCACGGGGCUCACCUCACCAGCAUCCUCUCCCAUGAGGAGCAACAGUUUGUCAACCGUCUUGGACAUGACUACCAGUGGAUCGGACUGAAUGAUAAGAUGUUUGACAGCGACUUCCGCUGGACAGACAGAAGUCCUGUGCUAUAUGAAAAUUGGAGACCCAACCAGCCUGACAGCUUCUUCACUACUGGCGAGGACUGUGUAGUGAUGAUAUGGCAUGAGCAUGGCCAGUGGAACGACGUUCCUUGCAACUACCACCUCACCUUCACCUGCAAGAAGGGCACAGUGGCAUGUAGCCAACCCCCUCUGGUGAAGAAUGCACAUACCUUUGGUAGGAAGCAUGUGAGGUAUGAGAUCAACUCACUGGUGAGGUACCACUGCCAAACAGGCUUUAUUCAGAGGCACAACCCGACCAUCCGUUGUCGUGGGGAUGGACGUUGGGAUAUCCCUAAAAUCACCUGCGUAAAUCCAUCAAGCUAUCAGAGGACCUUUAUCAGAAGACAUCAACACAAUAGUCUCUACAGCAUCAACAACUUCAGAAGAUGGCCAGAUGAGGCUCUUCGCUUUCGCUAUCAGCGCUACCGGGGAAGGAGGGACAGGACCGAACAUCAGUAGAAAAGACAGUGAAUGCCAUGUAAUGUGGCAGAGUUUACCCAUAACAAAAACACAUGGCUGUUACAUGUGUGGAAAAAGGGAAAUGAAAACAAAUAAAAGAGCACGAGAAAGGCACAAGAGAAAACUCAAUAGAAACCAGGAGGAUAACCGACAGCUGUCUUGCAUUUUGAAUGACGAUGGAAUCUUUUGAGGUGCCAUUCAAUGAGAUGCUGACACAUGACUUCCCUUUUUUUUAAUCAUGGGGCACUGUUUUAUACAAUAAUGAUGUCAGUAUGGAUAAAAUACUUUCAGCUGGCUACUGGAAAAGCAGACCGUACUCUUAUUAGUCUUUUUUAAACUGCAGAAGUAUUCUCUAUGUCCUUAGCUUAUGAAAUAAUACAUUCAUACAUACAUCGACUGUGCUAAAAUCACCACAAGUGUUCCUUAUUCAUAAAAAAAACAUUCCUAACAUUAUAUUGCUUAUGUUAUGCUAAUUAACCAAUUACAUUGCCAUUUUAUGAUGUGCAUGCAUAUGCAUAUAUGUAUUGAUGACCUCUGUUUUAUUUUUUAUCAAGAGAUCCAAGCUCUGCUUCCCAGAACAUCACUGUCAAUGAUUGAUUUUUAUAUCACAUACAUAGAACUGUAAACGCUCUUAAGAAAUCUUUCUCCAGUCUUCACAUCUAAUUGACUGAGGCAGAUAUGUUCUGGAACAUGGUUUCAUUGCUUUAUUAGUAGUAGUUAUUCAGAUUCCAGAUGAGUA
Molecule: messenger RNA, 2902 nt
Organism: Monopterus albus (swamp eel)
Lineage: Eukaryota; Metazoa; Chordata; Actinopteri; Synbranchiformes; Synbranchidae
Gene: vcana
Product: versican a
Exons: 14
Coding region: 1-2163 (720 amino acids)
Biological process (GO): cell adhesion; skeletal system development; central nervous system development
Cellular component (GO): synapse; perineuronal net
Molecular function (GO): hyaluronic acid binding; calcium ion binding
Source: RefSeq, a predicted model, not a curated record